This is a messenger RNA of Eublepharis macularius, 3548 nucleotides long. RefSeq names its product WD repeat domain 53 (gene WDR53). Lineage: Eukaryota; Metazoa; Chordata; Lepidosauria; Squamata; Eublepharidae. The record is from RefSeq and is a predicted model, not a curated record. Gene Ontology annotation, molecular function: protein binding. The transcript is spliced from 3 exons. The coding region runs from base 473 to 1534 and encodes 353 amino acids.
GGCAAAAGGUGGCGCCAGCCCACUAGCCAACCAACGACCCGAGCGGUGCCGUCAGCCGGACGAGGAGGGCAGCGCCAAACGCCUUAGUUGCCGGCAAGGGCGGGCGGAAACGGAUCCUGUCAUUCGUGAGGCUCAGCCCAACCCGAUGUGGGGAAGCGCUUCUUCCCGCCUUCACUUCAGAGAGGGGAGAGUAACGGGGAUGAGCUCUGUGCCUAAAGACGCCCCGUCAGCCUCCAGGGCUAUGGUUCCUUUCUUCUUUUGACGCGGAGCUAGGCCCUGAAGGCGAAGCAGCCAUAUUGAACGAGGGCAAACUGUUAGGGCUCUUCUCUACACACAUGCGCAAAAAUCCACCUGUUCAUGCAAAGGGAGGAAGUGAUUUUGAGGUGAUGUAAAUUUCCUUCGCCGGAAAAGGAGUCUUUACAUGGAGAGGCUGUUGGAGACUGUUUCUGUCUAAAGUAUCUCUUGAAGUAUUAUGGCUGAGAGGUGGACCAAUGGACAUUCCUCUUCAAUAUUAUGUAUGAAUGUGAACAAAGAUGGUUUGGUGGCUUCAGGAGCAGAAGGAGGUGAACUGACCAUCUGGAGUGAGGAAGGGCAUCGAUUGGACCAGACAUGGCUCCAUAAAGCAGAUGAUGUUACUUGCAUUGUGUUCUCUCCUAUCUGUCCCAGAAGACUGUAUGCUUCUCAUGGGGAAACUGUUAGUAUGCUGGAUAUAAGGUGUCUCAAGGAGCCAGUUGAAUGUUUUCAUGUGAAUGAGGAAGAAAUCAAUUAUCUUUCAGUAAAUGAAACAGACAGACUUUUAGCUGUUGCAGAUGAUUCUGGAGCCAUAAAGAUAAUUGACUUGGAAAGCAAGAAUUUAAGCCGCUGCCUGAGAAGACAUUCAAAUAUUUGUACUUCUGCUGUGUUUCGGCCUCAAAGGCCUCAGUGUCUUGUUUCAUGUGGUCUGGAUAUGAAGGUUAUGCUGUGGAACUUGCAGAAAACUCGUCCCCUGUGGAUCAAAAACUUGCAAGAGGAGGAAUCAGAGGAUAAGUCAGCUGGCCGGCUCUUUAACCCUCCCCUGGUCCAUUCCCUGUCCAUUUCAACUUGUGGCAAUGUUUUUGGCUGUGGUGCUGAAGAUGGUAAAAUCAGAAUCUUCCAGGUCAUAGGUACCAAGUUUGAACAAACGAUGGCAUUUAAAGGCCACUCCUUAGGAGUGUCACAAGUUUGCUUUCUACCAGAAGCUGAAGCUUAUUGGCUGGUUACAGGAGGAAAUGAUGGCAAAGUGUUGUUGUGGAAUGUCAGCAAUGACCUAGGGAAACAGAAGAGUCCAGUCAAAACCAUUCACAGACGAAAGAUCAGGAUGCCCAACUCCACCAAGAAAGCUGACAAAAUGAAUGCAGAGUUUACAAAUGAGGGUGUACUGAUUUCACCAAAACUGACCAUUGAACAUGGAGAAAAGGUGAACUGGAUUUCAUAUGUGGAGGUUAAAGGCUCCAGGAGAGUACUUGUUGCUGAUCAGACUAGCAGUAUAUCUGUCUAUCCUAUUGCUGAGCCUUAGACAUAACUGUCCGAUUGGGCUAAAGUGUUUCUAUGAUGCACCUUUUCCUUUAUUUACCUCCAAUAAAUUAAACUAGCUGCAGCUAAAAUAUUGCUAAAAUGUAUUUAUUUUGAUAGUUGAUAAAGCUAAGUUACUGUUUCAGUACUGGGGAACCUUGUGUUAAACUAUGUUAUGCUUAUUGCUGGUGAGCUUGCAAUGAAACAUGUCAGUUGCAAGACUGUGGGAGCAAUUGUACACUGAUCUACUUAGAAACCUACUCAAGUCUGGUCAGAGGGGCAUACCCCCAGGAAAGUAUUAUUAAGACUGCACUACCUUUCAUGAUAAAGGUGUAGGAGGGUUUAAAUCAUGCACAGCUUUGUUAGUGGGAUUGAUCCAAAGCUAGAAGGAAAAGUUGAAGAGAAUGUUUAAACAGCUAUGUAUUUUUUCUUUUCUAAAAAGCUUGUAAACUAUUCACAAGAAAACUGUCAGUGACUUUCUUUGCUCCAUUCUUUUAACACCCUGGUAAUUUGUAUUUUGUCCCAUUUUAAAGAAAGCACCAAGAUAGUAGAAACAGACACAAAAGUGCAGAACCUUGUUUGUUUGUUUUUAAGAAUAUAUCCGUCCUGGCUUACUUUUAUUUCUGAUGUUGCAGUUAUUGAACUACAUGUUACAAGGUUUUGGAAUUGUGAGCAUUUAACUGUCUUUGUUGAUGUCAAUCUACAGACACAGAGUUUCCACCAAAGGAGUAGAAUCAAUAGGGUUUGUCCUGAGGAGUGGCAUAAGAUUAUAUUAUUUCACCUACCCAUAUGCUUCAGUAUUUAUGAAGCCAGUGAAUGGGGUUGUCUGGAGCUUCAAGGUUGGGUGUCAUCAUUAUGCAGAUUACACCCAGCUCCAAGUCUCUAGAUACCACUGUCUUGACUCUGAACUGGUGGUGAGGCUGUGGUUAGAUGGCUAAAGCGAAAUAAGCUGAACAUGAGUCUAAAGAAGACAGAGAUGAUGCUGGUUGUGAAGGCUGAUGUUUUAGAGGGGUUGGAACCCCUUAUAGUGGAUGGAGUGGAGUCCAUGUUUGUAAAGUAGCGUAAGAGCUCAGGGGUACUCAAGGACCCAGCCUUGCUGUUUGAUAAGUAGGUUAGCUGAGUGGCCAAGCGUGCCUUCUAUCAGCUGCAUCUGGUUUUCCAAAUCUCUCCUUUUUUAGAUUCAACCAAUCUGGCCUUGCUGAUCCAUGCUUCUCACAUCUAGAUUGCUAUAAUGUGGUCUACAUUGAGUUGCCCUUGAAGACAAACAGAAAACUACAACUGGUUCAGAAUGUGACAGCCUGAUAGAGGCUAGCCAAUUGGAAUAUAUCUCAGCCACCUGAAAACAGCUGCAUUGGCUGCCAGUUUGUUUCUGAGUCCAAUUUAAGGUGCUAGUUAUGACCUUUAAAGUCCUUUACAGCCUCAGAUCCAGAUAUCCAAAGGUCCAUCUCCCCCAUAUGACCCUGUGUGCUGUGGUCCUCAGGCAGCCACUUUACUGGCUGCUUCCCCCAAUCAGGUCCUUCAAUGGCUACUGUCUGUGGUGACUCCAUAUACAGAGGCAGCAAACUUCUGAAUACCAGUGCUGGGAUGCAGCAGGACGGCAGGGCCUCAGCCCUUAUGCCCCGUUUGUUUGACCUUCCAGAGCAACUAUCUAAAAGCAGUAUGCUUGAUAAUAAAAAGGGAGUACAAGUUCUACGGGCCUGGAGCAUUUUAUAUUUGUGGAUGAUUUAACCAAUUACUAAGACUUUCAAUUUGUGAGUUCAAAGCUUCUAUGUGCAGAAGUACUUUUACACGAAUUUUAUCAUGUCUGGUUGUUUUCUAUAAUGUUGAAAGACUAGGAUUUUACUGCUAUCUUAGUAUUAAAGAAUUUGGCACUAUGACAAAUGUAAUAUACAAUUGCACUAAUACCUUAAAAUGAUAAGCAUUGAAUCCUGCAGAUUCUUUUACCCAAUACACCAAUAACUAAAUAAUUGUUUUUCAAAAGGUAUAUUCAGCACAAGCAGCAUAAAUGAAAAAAUAAA